Molecule: messenger RNA, 2612 nt
Organism: Tyto alba (common barn owl)
Lineage: Eukaryota; Metazoa; Chordata; Aves; Strigiformes; Tytonidae
Gene: ABI1
Product: abl interactor 1
Exons: 12
Coding region: 213-1739 (508 amino acids)
Cellular component (GO): intracellular anatomical structure; lamellipodium
Molecular function (GO): SH3 domain binding; cadherin binding
Source: RefSeq, a predicted model, not a curated record
GGGGGUGGUGUGUUUUUUUUUCUUUUUCUUUUUUUCCUUUUUUUUUUUUUUUUUUUUUUCUCUCCCUCCCCUCGGAGGGGGAAGGAUGGGUGGGGAAAGCGAGAGCUCACGAAAGCGAGGCGAGGAGGAAUCCCACAAUACCAGGCGGGUUGCGAGCUCGGCGCUGCUGCUGUCUCUUUAAUGCAAGAGGAAGCGAUGCGGAGGGGUGGAAAAUGGCAGAGUUGCAGAUGUUGCUAGAGGAGGAAAUCCCUUCUGGCAAGCGGGCUCUCCUCGAGAGCUACCAGAACCUCACUCGGGUCGCCGACUACUGCGAAAACAACUACAUCCAGGCUCCAGAUAAAAGGAAAGCAUUAGAAGAGACCAAAGCCUACACAACUCAGUCUCUAGCCAGUGUUGCUUACCAGAUCAAUGCAUUGGCCAACAAUGUAUUACAACUGCUGGACAUCCAAGCAUCCCAGCUACGGAGGAUGGAGUCCUCCAUCAACCAUAUCUCCCAGACUGUGGACAUCCAUAAAGAAAAGGUCGCUCGCAGAGAGAUAGGCAUUUUGACGACCAAUAAGAACACAUCAAGAACUCACAAAAUUAUAGCACCAGCGAACAUGGAACGGCCUGUAAGGUAUAUUCGAAAACCUAUAGACUACACGGUGCUGGAUGAUGUUGGCCAUGGCGUAAAGUGGCUAAAAGCCAAGCAUGGAAAUAACCAGCCUGCAAGAACUGGCACCUUGUCAAGAACAAAUCCGCCUACACAAAAACCACCAAGUCCUCCCAUGUCAGGCCGGGGAACUCUGGGUCGAAAUACUCCUUACAAAACCCUGGAGCCAGUCAAACCACCAACAGUCCCCAAUGAUUAUAUGACCAGUCCUGCCAGACUGGGCAGUCAGCACAGUCCGGGAAGGACGGCUUCCUUGAACCAGAGACCAAGAACACACAGCGGUAGUAGUGGAGGAAGUGGCAGUCGAGAGAAUAGUGGAAGCAGCAGUAUUGGCAUUCCCAUUGCUGUGCCUACACCUUCACCGCCAACCAUUGGACCAGCACACAUUUCUGUUCCUCCUCCUCCUGGAGCCCCGCCAGCACCACCACUGCCACCACCUCUCCCGAUGGGCAGUCUGAUAGCUGCUCCGGGUUCAGCUCCUGGUUCCCAGUAUGGCACAAUGACCAGGCAAAUCUCGCGACACAACUCUACCACUUCUUCAGCAUCUUCUGGUGGAUACAGACGGAAUCCUUCUGUGACUGCCCCAUUUUCUGCUCAACCUCAUGUUAAUGGCGGGCCUCUUUAUUCUCAAAAUUCAAUUUCUAUUGCUCCACCCCCUCCCCCUAUGCCUCAGUUGACUCCACAGAUACCUCUCACAGGCUUCGUGGCCAGGGUGCAGGAAAACAUUGCUGAUAGCCCGACUCCUCCCCCCCCACCGCCUCCCGAUGAGAUGCCGAUGUUUGAUGACUCUCCUCCUCCUCCACCCCCACCCCCUGUGGAUUACGAGGAUGAGGAGGCUGCUGUUGUGCAGUACAGCGAUCCUUAUGCAGAUGGAGAUCCUGCUUGGGCACCUAAAAACUAUAUAGAGAAAGUUGUUGCUAUAUAUGACUAUACAAAGGACAAAGAUGAUGAGCUGUCGUUUAUGGAGGGUGCAAUCAUUUAUGUGAUAAAGAAGAAUGAUGACGGCUGGUAUGAAGGAGUUUGCAAUCGAGUAACUGGCUUGUUUCCUGGGAAUUAUGUUGAAUCAAUCAUGCACUAUGCCGAUUAAAAUCCUUUGCUUUUCAAAGUUGGGUCUUGUAUUCAGUCAUACCAUGAUUAUUUACAAGGGGUAACUAAAAGCUAACAGAGUUGUCUUAAUAUACUUUCCAAAAAAAUGUGCCCAUUUCUUCAGGCCAUACUGUUUGAAUGGUAUGAUUGAAUGUCCAUCUCUCUGAGUCUCUGGAGACAGUAUGUCUUACCUGAUGGCAAUCUGUAAAACAAGCAACUGUCUAUAACUGGUUAUACUUAUUUACUUAUGCAUUGUUAAUUUUAUGACCAGCCUAAAUAUUCUGGGGAAGUAGGGUAUAAUAUUUAAUGAACCAUGAUCAGAUUGUGCCAUUACAUUUUUCAGUACAGCAUGGUAACUAACACUACGUUAGACUAACAUAUUAAAAUCUGGAUGAGAAGUUUAAUGUUAGUGCUGGUCAUAUUACUUUUUGUUUAGACUCUUUGCUCAUUCUUGAACUAUAUUUGUUUAAAGCAUGCAUACAAACUUAUGUAUUGAAAUAUACUUUUUUAAAAAUCCAAGAUGCUUCCAAUUGUUGUAAUCUUUACCUGGAGUAUUCUCACUAAAGUCUAUUACAAUGAGUUGUUUGGGUCUAAGGUGUCCAUGUGAAUCAAAAAAUGGGUGGUCUUAUGUAUGUGUAAUUUGUACCCAAGUUUUUUUAAUGAGUAAAUUUACAUUAUGACUUUUUCCAUUCAUAAAUAUAUAAGUGAACCAAAGGUCUUGUCCAUUACUUUGUUGGUUGGCUUGGCAAAGAAGUUUGGAAUGCUAGCGUAGCAAAAUCAUGGCUGUGUUAUCCCAGGCAAUGUACUAAAACGCAAAUGUUUGUAAUGUGACUAUCACUGACAGAGGGCAAAUAAAUUAGAUAUGAAACCUGAA